Messenger RNA from Phialemonium atrogriseum, 2165 nucleotides. RefSeq names its product major facilitator superfamily domain-containing protein. Gene Ontology annotation, biological process: transmembrane transport. The transcript is spliced from 5 exons. Gene Ontology annotation, molecular function: transmembrane transporter activity. The record is from RefSeq and is a predicted model, not a curated record. Lineage: Eukaryota; Fungi; Ascomycota; Sordariomycetes; Cephalothecales; Cephalothecaceae. Bases 138 to 2045 code for a protein of 635 amino acids.
UGCCCUGCCCUCGAAACUUCACGCGCCUCCAAAACGCCAAUGCGAUUUGUCCCUCUCGCUAGCAGGCGCAACAACCAGAAGUCCGACCAUAUAAGACAAACUCCGGAUUCAGGCUGCAUGCGAUAUCUCCCAGCCCGAUGACAGGAACCCAGACUGAGGAUUGGGCGAGGGGCCUGAACCACACCGAGGACGAAGACUCGGAGAAAGAGGGGGAAGAGGAGUCUCCACUGCUGUUCAACCCUCCCGAGCUCCGCAUUCGGGUCACGGCUGAAAAUGCCGACGACGGCCUUGGCGGCCCGGUCCCUCUGCAAAACAGCCCCGAGAUUGUCGGUGUGGGCCGCGAACCCGACGAUCGAGGCCAGACAGGAGCUGCGGGGACGAGGGAGGCGGUGGUGGGGUGGGCGGACCUCCCUCGGAAGCAGCAACUCAUAGUCCUCACCUUGGCUAGGCUGAGCGAACCGCUGGUGCAGACAUCUCUGCAGUCUUAUAUGUUCUACCAACUCAAGUGGUUUGACCCCACCCUUCCAGACUCGGUCAUCGCCAGCCAGGCCGGCGUCAUGCAUGCCAGUUUCACCGCCGCCCAGUUCCUGACGGCCAUGUUAUGGGGCCGGAUCGCCGAUUCCAGUCACUUUGGGCGCAAAUCCGUCUUGAUGAUCGGAUUGAGCGGAACCAUGUUAUCUUGCAUCGGUUUCGGCUUCUCUACCUCCUUCGCGCAGGCCCUGUUCUUUAGGUCCCUCGGUGGUAUCACGAACGGUAAUAUCGGUGUGCUCAGGACUAUGAUCAGCGAAAUCAUCAGGGAGAAAAAAUAUCAGUCCCGGGCAUUCCUACUGCUGCCCAUGACAUUCAACAUCGGCGUCAUAAUAGGUCCAGUUCUCGGGGGGAUUCUCUCGGAUCCCGCAGGGAGCUAUCCGAACCUGUUUGGCAACGUCAAGUUCUUCCUCGACUACCCAUAUGCGGCUCCCAACCUUCUCAGCGCGUUCUUCCUCUUCUCCGCCGUGCUGGCGGUAUGGCUGGGCCUGGAGGAGACUCUGGAUGCGCGUAGAGACCGGCGUGACGUCGGCAUCGAGCUUGGCAGCAAACUAGUCCGUGUCUUUAGGGCGUGCUUUUCGCGAGGCGGGCAGAAAGCUGUUUAUACGCCCCUGGCAUCCCGAGACCCCAGCAUUCGAGACGCCAGCAUCGAGGUGGAGUUGUCGCCCACGUCCGUCACAGCGCGGCCGUCGACGUCUUCCAUCUCCGCGCCUUUAUCGGCCACGGGAUCGGCGUCGAAGCGCCCAACCCGGCGCCGGUACACGCAGCGGCUGCCGUUCCGCCGCAUCUUCACGCGCAACGUCAGCUUCACCCUCAUCGCACACUCCAUCAUGGCGUUCCACAUCGGCACCUUCAACUCCCUCUGGUUCGUCUUCCUCUCGACGCCCGUCUACGACCCGGCCCACCCCCCGCCCUCGCCCCCGGCCCUCCCGCGCCGGCCCCCCUUCUUCUUCACCGGCGGCCUCGGCUUGCACCCCCGCGAGGUCGGCCUGGCCAUGGCCACCCUCGGCGUCCUCGGCAUCGGCCUGCAGCUGUUCCUGUACCCGGCGCUCUCCGCGCGCCUCGGCACCGUCCGGUCCUGGCGCCUGUCCCUGCUGUUCUUCCCCUUUACCUACGCCCUGGCCCCCUACCUCAGCCUCGUGCCCAGCUCGCCCGCCAGCCCGCCGCCCGCGCCCAAGGCGGGGCCCGCCGUCUGGCUCUCCAUCGCCGCCGUCCUGCUGUGCCACGUCGCCGGCCGCACCUUCGCCCUGCCCGCACAGACGAUCCUCGUCAACAACUGCACCCCGCACCCCAGCGUCCUGGGCACCGUCCACGGCGUCGGUCAGAGCGUCAGCAGCCUCGCCAGGACCGUCGGCCCCGUCCUGUGCGGCUUCCUGUACGGCCUCGGCCUCGAGCGGGGCGUCGUCGGCGCCGUCUGGUGGGGCCUGAGCGGCGUCGCCGUGUGCGGGGUCCUGGCUAGCUGGUGGGUCAGGGAGGGGGACGGCCAUGAGAUCUGGUUGGAGGGCGAUGAGGAGUGAGGUGGUGUCGACGGGCUGUUGUGAUGUAUCACGCAUUAGAUAGAAUAACGGAAAGAAACCCAAAUAUGACUUGUAUCAAACGGAAGUCGAGGCUUUGGUAUUGUCGUUGAAUUAAUAAAA